GUCUUCUGACAUUGCAUCAAGCGCAGUACGGUCCGUCAGAGCGAGCAACAUGCCAGCCAUUCGAGGUACCGGCAAGAAUCGCAAGCCUCCGCCGGACGGCUUCGACGACAUCGAAGACACCUUGCUUGAGUUCUCCAACAAGAUGAAGGAUGCGGAAAAUGCAAGUCACGAGGGCAAGAAAAAGCACGAGAUGCAGUGGCCGAUUUUCCAGAUAACGCAUCAGCGCUCAAGAUACAUCUAUGACCUCUAUUACGAGAAGGAAGCCAUCUCCAAGCAGCUGUACGACUGGCUGCUGAAGAAUGGCUACGCGGACGCCAAUUUGAUCGCCAAAUGGAAGAAACAGGGAUAUGAGAAGCUAUGCUGCCUACGCUGUAUCCAGACCAAGGAGACGAACUUCAACAGCACUUGCAUUUGUCGCGUACCACGUGCGCAGCUCAAAGAGGACCAGGAGAUUCAGUGUGUGAGUUGUGGGUGUCGAGGCUGCUCAAGUGGCGAUUGAUGAGUCCUGAAGCGAGGAAGAGCAAGUAUCUAGGGGCCAUCUUGUGCCGUACGAUACGAUACUCGACUCGGCUUUAUCGGGCUGCAUACAGCUCGUUUGAUGCUUUGCGCUAGCAUGCCGUAAUGCGUUGGGAUGGCGGCUUCACUUGGUUCGCUAGUUCCCACGAACGCAGUCAAUCAUAUAUCAUAUGUACUGCCAAUGUCCUCACGAAGCAACUUCUGUUGGCGUACAUCCAAGGUCACUUAAGCACAGCCGUACGAUCA
This is a messenger RNA of Baudoinia panamericana UAMH 10762, 762 nucleotides long. RefSeq lists its product as uncharacterized. The transcript is spliced from 3 exons. Gene Ontology annotation, cellular component: nucleus; spliceosomal complex. Gene Ontology annotation, biological process: mRNA splicing, via spliceosome. NCBI's taxonomy places the organism in Eukaryota, Fungi, Ascomycota, Dothideomycetes, Mycosphaerellales, Teratosphaeriaceae. Bases 50 to 499 code for a protein of 149 amino acids. The record is from RefSeq and is a predicted model, not a curated record.